Molecule: messenger RNA, 1942 nt
Organism: Pleuronectes platessa (European plaice)
Lineage: Eukaryota; Metazoa; Chordata; Actinopteri; Pleuronectiformes; Pleuronectidae
Exons: 6
Coding region: 87-1331 (414 amino acids)
Source: RefSeq, a predicted model, not a curated record
CGUUCCACAGAAAGCAGGAAGACAGGUGAAAUGCCCCCCCCCCCCCUGUCUGCCUACAGGUACAGAUCAGGGCUGCGUGUCCUUACAUGGUGGGAGGAGGUAUGUUCACAGUGGAGCUUCCCUUAAGAGACGACAGCUUUCACAUGAGCCCCGAGCCGCUGACAGUCCCACACAGUGUGCAUCACCUCUGUGAUAACCACCGACACGGAUCUGAGACCACAUCACUGACCAUGACUGACACCAGUCUCCCCACCAUGGAAACACACACACACAAACAAGGGCUCAACAACGGCCAGUUGAUUUAUGUGCCUCACAAGGACACGAUCCGCCUGCUGGAGGUUUUCGUCAAGCGCAGCCUCAGCGUCAACGAUGGGUCCCUGUCGAAGAAAGGGAAGGAGAGGAAAGAAAAGUGGGUGACCAAAAAAGACAGACGACACUCCAGCGACCCGUCCCUUCACCUGGCCGGUGAAUCCAGUGAGAUCGGGACCUUUAUUGCAAUCCAACCCUACACCGAUCCGCCUGAAACGUUUGCCAAGGAACCAAAGAAACUGAAGAAAAGGUCAUGGAAGAACAGGAAACCCUCGUUUUGGAAAAGCAUGGUGGGCUUUUUCUCUGGGAAGAGCAGCGAGGAGAGAGAUGAGGAGCAGGAGAGCGCCACAGAGCCGUCCAGGGACUCCACGCUGGAGCUGGCCUCCGAGGCCGCGAUCACCUGCCUGCCCACAACUCCAGCAGCUUCACUGAAGAAGUCCUCAAGGAAAAAGUCCAUGAAGAGAAGGUUCUCGAAGAGGCGCAUCUCUCUUAUAAAACCAAACAGGCCCGGGAAAGAUCUCAUCGCUGCUGACAUCAGUGACUUUGGAGCUGUAACGAGGGUGGAGCCGACGGAGGCGUACUACGAGAAGGUGUCGGAGGAACUGGAAAAGAUCGUCCUGGAGGUCAAAGAUAAGGAGGAAGAUCGGGCUCUGUCAGAUGAGGUAUUGAUCAACAGGAUCAUUGCUUUGACAAAGGAGGAGGGGGACGCCAUGGACAUCAAGAUGAAGGAUAACCCCACCCUGAACAGCUUCUUCCAGGGGAUGUCCUAUAAUGCCUUCCAGAAACUGGCCGACGCUUAUCUGGAGAAGGAGGCGACGCCCACCCACAAUCCUCCCACCGUGCUGCCCACAGCGCCCGAGCUGGUCAACCUGGCCUUCACGCUCGACUUCACGGCCAUGGUGGCCAAGCUCUCCAGACAGAACGCAAGUCACAUUACAGGACUGGGGAACCGCUACCUACAGGACAGAUUCGAAUACAACCAGGCGUGUACAGAUCACCCAUGGUCCGACAGUGACGACUGAAACUCAGCUACACAACCACACUUCAGCUUUUUUCUCAGCUCGGCCCAUGUGGCCCAAGGACGUGUUGCAAGCCUCACUUCCCUUUACAAACUUUUUGAAGAACAGAAGAGCCGCUUGGCAAAACAUUUAAAUCCACGUUCAAGCUACUUUCCGUUUUCAAACUGAAACUGUCUUUACGUGACAACCCUUACGCAACAGGUUGUCGAGCGGCUUCGGAACAUUUCAGCCUGUGUGUUUUUCCAAGGGGAGUAGAAGCGCUGACUCAAGGUUUCUUCACCUGUCGGCUCUGUCCCAGAACACGCUGCAGAGUUUCCCAAUCGAGGAUCCACCCGGUUCUUCUGUGACAACACUAAAGAUGUGAUGCUCAAAUCAAACUUUCAAUAACAAUACGUUUCUGUACAUUGAUUUCGUGAUCAUCCAAAUGAGCGCUGUGAAAACUGUUCAUGUAUAUAAGCUCCACCCGUCUGUGCAAUAUGUUUCUACAUUUCUAGGAUUUAGGUAAAGUGUGUUUAAUAGAAGCUCAACUACAAUGUGAAAUAUCUGUGAAUGUUUGUUGAGUGCUGGCAUUCAAAUCAACACAUGUGCAAAUUAAACAAUAUCUUUUAUAGUAA